Diorhabda carinulata is the source of this 6295-nucleotide messenger RNA. Its product is annotated as UNC93-like protein. The coding region runs from base 4237 to 5781 and encodes 514 amino acids. Gene Ontology annotation, cellular component: striated muscle dense body; plasma membrane. Gene Ontology annotation, biological process: regulation of muscle contraction; regulation of potassium ion transport. NCBI's taxonomy places the organism in Eukaryota, Metazoa, Arthropoda, Insecta, Coleoptera, Chrysomelidae. The record is from RefSeq and is a predicted model, not a curated record. The transcript is spliced from 8 exons. Gene Ontology annotation, molecular function: potassium channel regulator activity.
AACGAACAAACUUACAUCAGCAAAUCGGUCCAAACUAUCCAUUCGUAUACGAGGGUGACUCUUUGAAUCCAUUUUGGUUCUGCCUUGCCAUGAAUACCCUACUCGUCAUGCUCAAUGAUGAGCCUUAAAUAAAUUACUUGAUAUAAGACAUCGAUUCUCCACUGAUAUACAUAUGGAGUUUGGACUGUCUAAAUGGAAAACCUUACACAUCGAGAAGGUAAGUGUCAUAAACGAAAAUGUGCAACUACCCAACGGAGAUAUCAUACAGGCAAUAGAAAACGGAAACCUACAAUUACCUAGGAAUUCAACAGGCUAGGUUAUUGGACCACAAGUAGCAAUAUUUAGCUGGAAAAUUCGCUAUUCAGUAUACUUAAAAUUUAUUGUCCUGGAUACUUACGUACAAUGUGAUAAAGUUGAAAAUAUUAAAAAUCGUUAACGAACGAAUGAACAUAAUAAUACUAUGUGUGGACGUUUAAUGUGUAGAGUAAUUUUGGGGCAACAGUGGAAUAAAAUUUGAAAAUCUCGGCAAUUAACUCCAUCACAUUGUACUUUAGUAUUUAUGUCAAAUUUUUUCAACUUUAUUCAAUAGCGACUUUUUUAGCUGCUUAUUAGAAAGUAAUAUUUUCCAUAAGAUCUACUUUCCUUUAAAUUCUUGCAACUGUAUAUUUCAAUAUAGUAACUUUUUCAACUUUAUCAACCACAUCUAUUAUUUGAAUAAUUUUUAAAGGCUAAUUUAGCGAAGAUUGACGCUAAAAAUUCAAUUUUCCUACACCCUAUUAUUAAAGUACCUUGUAUUUAAACGGUUUAUAGUACUUAAAGCAGUUGUUUAUGGUUGGAGAGAAAAAAGUGAAAAAACGUUGAAGUACUAUAACUUUAAUUUUAUUUCACAGUUUCCAUAAGCUACAGAGUUGAUUGAUGCAAAUGCUAAGAUGAAAAGAGAAGACUCCGAGUAUGAAAUAUGUACUCCUGAAGAAAUCAUACAAAAUGCAAAUGUGGCAACAUUAAAUUUAAUACAGGAAAAAUCCAUAGAAAACUAUCUGAAAGAAUAUAACACUUUUAUGGAGUGGCGGAACUUUACAGAACGCGUGAUAUCGCUUAUUCUGAAGAAAGAUCUAAAAAAUUCAUAUCUUCUAAACUAUGUUACAGCCAUUUUGAACUAAAAGUAAUAUCAAUUAUAAAUGAUAAUGUAGAAGUAAAUAUGGCAAGUUAAUAGUAUUUCUGAUACGAAAAUUGGUUGAGUACGAAUCUGAAAAAUCUAAUACAUUCUCCAAAAGAGAAAUAAACAAAGUUUUAUUGAAUGCUCCAGACGACAAAUAUUCAAUGUUAAAUGUAAAAAUUUCAAAAAGAUAAGUUGUAUGAAAUUAAAAUUGAUAGCAUUAAAAAUGAAGUUUUUACUCAUCACGAUUCAAAAACGCAAACAAGAGUAGGCUUUACAGUGAUAGGAUGGAGAAACCAGUUCAAACAUGCAUUUAAUACAUUUAUAUCAAAACUAUGCUAAUCUGAGAGCGAAAAAAGCACAUCAACCACUUCUUCUUAUCAAAUAGAAAUUCGAAGAUUCCAUCGUAAAUUGCGUAAUAUUUAAGUUUAUCGCAUCCAGAAGAAUAUACAGGUCAUACGUUUCAACAUUCUUAGGCAUCACUUCUAGUUGAUUCGGGAGGAGACAAUCUUCAAUUAAAACCACAUGGAGGAUGGGAAUCCAUUGCUGUUGCCGAGGUGUAUACAAGCAAUUCUCUCGACCCAAAAAUAAAUUGUUCAAGGAACUAAUAACAGCAGUUUUUCAAAUCUACAUCAUAUUAGAAUCAAGAGGCCAUUUUCAUUGUUAAAAAUAUUAACCACUUGAAUAAAGCUUUAUCUUGUAAUAAAACAUAUAUUAGCGUGACUGAAAGUAAAACAGAAAUAUUUCAUUUAGUUGUUAGUUUUUCUUAAUAUCGUUAUCUACAAUCAACUUUCAAUUCAAUCAUUAUGCGCUCGCUUUUAAUUGUAAUUUACCGUUGGAGCUUAAUUAAUAUAUCCCAAUAUAUCUAUUUGAAUUUCAUUUUUUUCUAUAAGGCUGGGUGUAGGAUCAUCUUUUUCCCUGAAAAAAGUGCUACCUUACGGACGCACUUGUUGCAUAAAUGACUAUUUUUAGUGUAUUCUAAAUAUUGUGUGUGUGUUUUAAUAGAUACAACUUCAUAGUUUUGUUGUUUCUUAUCGCCUCUUAUUUAGUAAUCUAAGAUCCCGAUAUAAAACGACCUUCACCGAGCUGGUUAAUGGAGCAAACAUAUUUUUUAUGUAAUUUAAUUUAUCAAAAAAUAUAUUGUAUAUGGGUUGCCUAGCAAAUUUCAGUCCAGGAUAUUUUUAAUUAAUUUUUCAAAAAAUUUUUUUCUAGAUAUUUCACCGGUUUGGUUAACAGAUAAAUUCUGAUAUACCAAUCGAAAGUAUGCACAGUAUACGUAAAAGUUAGGUUGCCCAGUUUUUUCCUGUCACAACUCCUGGGUUGUCAGGUAUGAAUAGGUAAAUCGAUACUAGUAAUUUGCACCGGUCUGGUUAAUGAAUGGAACUUAAAUAGAAAUAAAGUUUAUUUUAUUACGAACGCAGGGUUGCCUGCGAAAAAUCAGUCCUCAAUACCGGUUGCCGAAUUUUAACAGAUUAAAUUUGUGCUGCUGUUUAUUAUUGACAAAAAUGGCCAAAAAGUGUUUUUUGUCUGAUUCGGGUAAUGGUGUGUGUAAUGAUGAAGUUAUUAAAAACUGUUCAUUAAAGUUUUUCCGUAAAAGAAAAAAACUUUAAGUACAGUAUUGUUGAGCUAACCAAAAUUCACAUACUACAAAAAGUGACCAUUUUGAAAAAUAAAUUUAACGAAGAAUUAUAUAAUUUUUGUGCUGAAAAUACAGUAAGUACAUAACAAUUGAAUCUUAAAAAUUAUCUUUGCUAAUACCACUUGCCGAAUCAAUACUUACGACAAUAUGUUUUUUUAAAACGGGCUACAAAUUAGUACAUUCCGGUUUUGUUUUAGGUCAGAAAAUCUCAUUUUUUCGGACAUAGCCAAAAAAUUAUUGUGAUAGUCCGGUAAAAGCUUUUACCGGACUCAUUUUUAUUUACUUUCCGGCUUAUCUUUAAUGAAAAAAAUAAUGAAAUAGCUAGUCUAAGAUAGUGGUCAAUUGGUUUCUAUAGUAACCGAGUUUUGUAUUAAUUAAAACUAUAAAAUAACUUGACAUAAUUUGACGUUUAUUAUAAAAUGGAUGUUCAAAAUGAUGCAUUUGAUUGUAUUUAUGGUACAACAAUGCCCGUUUAAAAAAAAUAUUGUACUUAAUACGUCCCGAAAGUGGUUUUCUACUGGACUCGCAGAAUUGCAGGACUCACCUACGGCUCGCUCUGCAAUUAUUUGCCCACUCAUCCAGUAAAAGACCAUUUUAGGGACUUUUACGUAAACUACUAUAAACUGAAUUCGAUUAAAUUACAUAAAUUACCUAAAAAAUAUGUUCGAUCCAUUAACCAGCUCAGUGAAGGUCGUUUUAUAUUGGGAUUCUAUUCUAUAACUGUUACACUAUCAUGAUAUGACUGAUGAAAACCAGUUUAUUAUUAAUACGAAUACAGGUGCAAGCUCUAUUAAUAUCGUUUAAUUGAUCUGUCCCAGAUUUAAAUUUUUCUUAUAACUACCUAAUACCACAUAACUAUUUCAUUAUUUAGUAUGAACUAUCAUUACGCUAAUCAAUUAUGUCCUCCUAAGAGAUAACAAUUCAACGACCUCAUAAUGCAUAUAUUUCCACCUGUCAAAGCAAGCAAACCUCAAUUAUGGCUUUUUAUUAGUUGUACAGCAUAAAAACUUAACAAGAAGGACGUUCAAUUCAGUGAGAUACGAACCAGUGAAUCUGUAAGAUCCAACUAAUUGAUAAUCACGUUUAAUAAAUAUAUAAAAAAGUGAAACUGGUUCCGUGACUUAGUCGGUUGCAAUAUCAGUAAACAAGGUGUGAAAUAUAUGUGAGGUGCUCAGUUAUAUAAAAAUUGAUUUUCAGAUUGUGAUUUUGUAGGAAAAAUAGAAAAUGUUAAAUACGAUAUAUUAAAUUUCUUCACAAUAACAACUUUCUCUCAAAAUUGCCUGUUAAUAAUUUUAUUUUUUCAAAUUUAUAAUAUCUCCAAAGCGUAAAUAGCUUCUAAUCUUUCCAAUUGAUCACAAUCUUCAAAUCAAUGUUUACCAUUUAUAAAAAAUAAAUGAUUUGUUUUAUUCUUUAAAAAUAAAGAAUUGUGAAGAAAUUCAAGAUGGUUUACACAAUAUCUGACAAUGUGGAGAGCAUUAGAAUAAAACAAGUUAUGGACAGUAAAUUUAGGAAAAUCAAAACAGCGGAAAAUGAAGAACCGUUCGAUGAAUUUGAAGCGAGAAGAAUAUGGAAAAACGUGUUACUAAUCGGAUUUGCGUUCAUGAUUCACUUCACAGCGUUCUGGGGUGCUUCCAAUUUACAAAGCUCUGUAAAUUCAGAAGCAGCUUUAGGGACAUUCACUUUGGCUAGUAUAUAUGGUUCCCUUUUGUUGUCAAAUAUCUUAUUACCUGCAUUGGUUAUGAAGUGGCUUGGAUCCAAAUGGACAAUCGCAUUAUCCUUUAUAGUCUAUAUGCCGUUCAUUUUAUCCCAAUUUUAUCCAAAAUUCUAUACAUUAAUACCUGCAGGACUGGCAGUUGGCUUAGGAGGAGGACCUCUGUGGUGUGCAAAAUGCACUUAUUUGACUAUAGUGUCAGAAGCAUAUGCUAAAAUUGCUGGAGUCAGUUCAGAAACUGUGGUGACAAGAUUUUUUGGAAUUUUUUUCAUGUUUUAUUCUUUUUCACAGGUUUGGGGAAAUUUGAUAAGUUCUGCUGUUCUAUCGUCUGGAGAGAUAGCUAUUUCUAAUAAAACCACGUCAUUUUUCAUUAAUAGCUCAGAAUCUACAAAAAUUAGAGGAGUUACAAACAAAUGUGGUGCUAACUUUUGUCCUGGAGUUAUAACUUCUGACUCCGUACCCAAUUUAGUACCACCUCCAUCAUACAAAAUCAACAUGAUUGCUUCUAUUUAUUUCUUGUGUAUGGUAGCUGCAGUACUUAUAGUUAGUGUUGGUGUAGACAAAAUGUCCAGGUAUCGGAAAGGAAGAAAAGUCAUUGGGACAACAACGGGCUGGAGACUUCUUGUUGUAACUUUAAAACACUCAACUCAACCUUUACAAAUGUUAAUUCUACCCAUUAUAAUGUUUAUAGGAGCAGAACAAGCUUUCUUAGCUGCAGAAUAUACUUCGGCCUACGUUGGUUGUGGAUGGGGCAUAAGUAACAUCGGCUUCGUAAUGAUAUGUUUCGGCACUUGUAAUGGUAUUGCAUCUAUUUUAUGCGGCAGUUUGGUAAAAAUAACAGGAAGAGCAUCUCUUAUUUGUGUCGCUUUUAUUCUACACGUAGCAUUGUUGAUAACUUUAUUGUGGUGGACACCAGGACCUUAUAAUAGCUGGAUAUUUUUCGUAGUUUCUGCUCUGUGGGGGGUAUGUGAUGCCUUAUGGUUGGUACAAAUCAAUUCUUACAGUGGAAUUCUCUUUCCUGGCAAAGAAGAAGCUGCAUUCAGCAACUUUCGAUUAUGGGAAUCAACAGGAUCUGUUAUUACAUACAUUCUGAGUCCAUAUUUAUGCAUCAAUAUCAAGAUAUAUCUGCUAAUUCUCCUACUUGUUUUUGGUGUAGCUGGAUACACAGCUGUCGAAUAUGUACACAGAAAACAUAUGAAAGAAAUAGAUGAAGACGUUAAAAAAGAAAAAUUUGAAUUAGUUAGUGAUGUAAAAUCUGGUGAAGUUGCCGAUUGAUGUGAUUCGUAAUAGCAGAAAAUAUAUUAUCAAAACUGAAGCUUCCAAAGCAAGAACAAUAAUGUUUUGACAGUUGAAAGUAUAUUUUUAAUCAAUGUGGAUAAAUUGCAUACGUUAUUAAGACCGAGCCAUGUUGUGAAACGUUUGAAAUCUUCUGGAGUAAAUAGAAAUUUAUGUAUUAUAAUAAUGGAAUCGUAUAAUUAUAUUGUAAAUAACAUAAACUCGCUACAAUGAGCUCUAAUCAACAAUAAUGACAAACAUAUAUAACCAGAAUUAACAAUGCCCUAAAAUUAUAUUAUUCACUUUUGCGUCAUUUUGCAAACUUGAUUUCUAUUUAUUUAUCAUUUGAAUUAAUUAUUUGUGUAUAACUGAAUUGAAUCAGUUGUUGUCAUAGCCCACACGGGGAACAAUGUUUUAAAGGCAGUUGAAAGUAUAUUUUUAAUCAAUGUGGAUAAAUUGUUUCACAAAUAAAUGUUAUUUUUCUUUUACAUGCUAUUCUGAUAAUAAAGAUAAA